This is a messenger RNA of Dichotomopilus funicola, 2094 nucleotides long. Its product is annotated as thioredoxin reductase. Lineage: Eukaryota; Fungi; Ascomycota; Sordariomycetes; Sordariales; Chaetomiaceae. The coding region runs from base 1 to 2094 and encodes 697 amino acids. Gene Ontology annotation, biological process: removal of superoxide radicals; cell redox homeostasis. Gene Ontology annotation, molecular function: zinc ion binding; thioredoxin-disulfide reductase (NADPH) activity. The transcript is spliced from 7 exons. The record is from RefSeq and is a predicted model, not a curated record. Gene Ontology annotation, cellular component: cytoplasm; cytosol.
AUGAGAGGCAUCCAAAUCGCCGAGUACGUCAAGGGCCCUCACGAGCUCAAGGUGACGGAUCUCUCGGAUCCGAAACCGUCUCCUCAUGAGUAUCUCAUCGAGGUUCACGCCGCGGCAACAAACUUCUUCGAUAUCCUGCAGAUCCAAGGAAAAUACCAGCACCAACCUCCCUUCCCAUGGGUCUCCGGUGCUGAAUUUGCGGGCGUUGUGCUGGCCACCCCCGCCAACUCCAAGAACCCCAAAUUCCCCGUCGGCUCCCGAGUGUUUGGGGCCACACAAGGCGCCUAUGCUACCAAGGCCGUUGCGAGCGAGGUGAGCAUGCUGGCCGUCCCAGAGGGAUGGAGCUACAAGGAGGCCGCGGGGCUGUUUGUCACAGCGCCCACGAGCUACGGAGCCCUGGUGGUCCGGGCGGGCGUCAAGGCCGGCGACUAUGUGCUGGUCCAUGCUGCGGCUGGUGGUGUUGGUCUUGCCGCCGUUCAAGUUGCCAAGGCUUUCGGUGCGACCGUCAUCGCGACGGCUGGCACGAAGCGCAAACUCGAAGUAGCCAAGUCCUUUGGUGCGGACCAUGUGGUUGACUACAAAGACCCCAAAUGGCCCGAGAUCGUGAAGAAGUUGACUCCCAAGGGUAAGGGUGUCGACAUCGUCUACGACCCCGUGGGUCUGGUGGACAAGAGCACAAAGUGCACGGCCUGGAACGGGCGCAUCCUGAUUGUCGGGUUCGCCGCGGGCGCUAUCGAGAAGGUCGCCAUGAACAAAGUGCUGCUCAAGAACAUUAGCUUGGUAGGCAUCCACUGGGGCCAAUACGCGGUCCACGAAAAGGCGACUGUGGUGACGGUAUGGCAGGGUAUUAUGAAGUUGAUCGCCGAGGGCAAGUUUAGGGGCACCGAGUUUACGGAUCGGGAGUUUGUUGGGCUGGAAAAGAUUCCCGAUGCGCUCAAGGCUUUGGGGGGCCGGGAGACGUGGGGUAAAGUGGUCGUUUCUGUGCCCCAGGAAGGACAGAGCAAAUUACGCACCCUCCGCUCUAGCGCUUCUGGACUGUCCGUCGCUGCUGCUGCAACGCUCUCGCACCCGAUACGCCCCCUUCACCAGAGCGACAUACAAAACACCAUUAGCAAGCGGAGGAUGUCGUCGCACAACAAGGUCGUUAUUAUCGGCUCCGGGCCGGCCGCCCACACGGCCGCGAUCUACCUAGCCCGCGCCGAGUUGAAGCCUGUCCUCUACGAGGGCUUCCUAGCCAACGGCAUCGCGGCGGGCGGCCAGCUGACGACGACAACCGAAGUCGAAAACUUCCCCGGUUUCCCCGAGGCCGUGACAGGCGCCGGGCUGAUGGACAAGAUGCGCGCGCAGUCAGAGCGCUUCGGCACCGUAAUCGUCAGCGAGACCGUAGCCAAGCUCGACCUGUCGAAGCGGCCGUUCGAGUUCGCGACCGAAUGGAGCCCCGACACCGUUCUCACCGCCGACGCCGUGAUCCUGGCCACCGGUGCGUCCGCCCGCCGCCUCGGCCUCCCCGGAGAGGAGAAGUACUGGCAGAACGGCAUCUCGGCCUGCGCCGUGUGCGACGGCGCCGUGCCCAUAUUCCGCAACAAGCCGUUGGUCGUCAUUGGCGGCGGUGACUCGGCGGCCGAGGAGGCCAUGUUCCUGACCAAAUACGGCAGCCAUGUGACGGUACUGGUGCGCCGUGACAAGUUGCGCGCCAGCUCCAUCAUGGCCAAGCGCCUAUUGGCCCACAAGAAGGUUACGGUGCGCUUCAACUCGGCCGGUGUCGAGGUGAAAGGUGACGCCAAGGGCCUGAUGAGCCACAUCGUUGUCAAGGACACUGUCACCGGUGCCCAGGAGACCCUCGAGGCCAACGGGCUGUUCUACGCUAUCGGCCACGACCCGGCUACCAACCUUGUCAAGGGCCAGCUGGACACGGAUGAGGAUGGUUAUGUCCGCACUGUCCCGGGCUCGACACUUACUAGCGUGCCGGGCGUGUUUGCGGCGGGUGACGUUCAGGACAAGAGGUAUCGCCAGGCCAUUACCAGCGCAGGGACGGGCUGCAUGGCUGCGUUGGAUGCGGAAAAAUACCUAGCAGACCUGGAAGAAGAGCAAUGA